This is a messenger RNA of Ochotona curzoniae (black-lipped pika), 1168 nucleotides long. It is a transcript of the gene RTP4, whose product is annotated as receptor transporter protein 4. Gene Ontology annotation, cellular component: cytoplasm. The transcript has 2 exons. Gene Ontology annotation, biological process: protein insertion into membrane; protein targeting to membrane; detection of chemical stimulus involved in sensory perception of bitter taste. Bases 69 to 968 code for a protein of 299 amino acids. NCBI's taxonomy places the organism in Eukaryota, Metazoa, Chordata, Mammalia, Lagomorpha, Ochotonidae. Gene Ontology annotation, molecular function: olfactory receptor binding. The record is from RefSeq and is a predicted model, not a curated record.
CUUGCUAAGCCGAGAGUUGAAUUGUAUGUGACUCACUGCACACAGGCUCUCAACCUCAGCGGAAGAAAAUGAGUUUAGAGGAAGAGGAAUGGGCGCAGAGAUUUCAAGAACUGAUCAAAAAUGAGAACCCCUGGGCCAAAUGGACCCUGAAACUGGAUGAGAACCUGAAGCCAGGCAACCUGGCCCAGGGCUGGCGGCAAUAUCAGCAGAGAGCCUUUGGCAGGUUUCAGUGCUCCUCUUGCUGGCGAAGCUGGGCCUCUGCACAGACGCAAAUCCUGUGCCACAUGUACUGGGACCCCCAGAAUUGCCGGGGCCAGGUGCUCAUGCGAGUCUUUGGUCAGAGGUGCCAGAAGUGCUUCUGGUCAGGAUUUGAGAAGCCCGAGUUCUCUUCAGAGAGCAUUACGCAGAUCCUGAACAACCUGGUGCAGAGUAUUUUGGACAGAUACUACCGAGAUGGCUCCCGAAAGUCUUCCAGGAUGCCGGUGAAGGUGGAGGUUCCUUUGGAUGGACCCCAUGACAGGACCAACUGUGAGGCUUGUAUGCUGGGCUUUUGUGUGCAAGGAUUUCAAAGCCACGUGCUACCGUCAGCCAAAUCUUUACCCUCAACUAUGACUCAGACCAAUGGGUGUAACUCUGUCCAAAAGUGGGCAGGGCUGAGCCAUCCGAAGGGAAACCAUGGAGAAAGCAGCAGCAGGUCUCCAGGAAGGCUGAUAAACAUAGUGACACCUUUGGGAGGGCUUAGUGACACAAAUGGUUACGAGAGAGGCUUUCAAGGCUCCUAUUUUCAAAGCCACAAGACAGAGCCAUCCAAACCUGCAUGUUCCUAUACAAAUAAUUUUCAGUAUCAGUCAGGGGUUGACCUUGAUUUGGAUGGCAGCACAGGGGCCGGCAGCACUUUUGGGUUUGGGCAUUUUGCUGGGUUGUUUUGUUUGAUACUUUCUUUUAUUUUGCGACUUAUUUUGAAAUAGGUUUGCUUUCUUGUCUUGUUUUGUCUAAUUUCAUGAUAAUCACUUUACUGUGUAACACUUAUAUAUGACAGAGAAUUGAUCCCUGAAACCAAUCAGGGUCAAGUUUACAAAAUGAAUAAUGUUUUCUUGGAUAUUUUCUGAAAAAUAGCCUAAAAUAUAUCCAGGAACAUGAAGGACUCAACAAUAAAUGCAUGCUGAAU